GGAGCGACGGCCACAAUGGAUCCUCCUUCGGGCUUUGUGCGCUUGUAUCCAACUGUCGCAGCCCCACAGAGCCCCCUGUCCCCCGAGGGCGAGCAUUUCCGGGCCGCCCACCACUCCGCUCCUGCCCUCUGCGUGGCCGCCAGUCCCCAGUCGCUUCCCGAAAUGCCAGUGGAUUUCACCGGGUACUGGAAGAUGCAGAGCAACGAGAAUUUCGAGGAGUACCUGCGCGCGCUGGAUGUCAAUGUGGCCUUGCGCAAAAUCGCCAACUUACUGAAGCCAGACAAAGAGAUAGAGCAGGACGGCGACCAUAUGAUCAUCCGCACGCUGAGCACUUUUAGGAACUACAUCAUGGACUUCGAGGUUGGGAAAGAGUUUGAGGAGGAUCUGACUGGCAUAGAUGACCGCAAGUGCAUGACCACAGUGAGCUGGGAUGGGGACAAGCUCCAGUGUGUGCAGAAGGGCGAGAAGGAGGGGCGCGGCUGGACCCAGUGGAUCGAGGGAGACGAGCUGCACCUGGAGAUGAGAGUACAGGGUGUGGUCUGCAAGCAAGUAUUCAAGAAGGUGCACUGAGGCCCAGACAGAUGACCUCGAUCUGGAGGAAACAGUAGAGUAGCAUGGACCUGGGGCAGAAUCCCUCUCUGCACAGCACGGGGCAGAAAUGUUCAGCCACGCCCAUCACCCGUUAGCAGAGUCUCUCAUUGCCUUUGACUCUUUUCCCUUUUCUUAAAAUGAAGCCAUUCCAAUAAAGGUAAUCUCUGAUAAGACAUCUA
Molecule: messenger RNA, 770 nt
Organism: Heterocephalus glaber (naked mole-rat)
Lineage: Eukaryota; Metazoa; Chordata; Mammalia; Rodentia; Bathyergidae
Source: RefSeq, a predicted model, not a curated record